AUGGAGUUGGGGGAUUAUGAACAGCCCGUUGUUAUGAGAGAGGAAAAUAAACGAAGGAGAAGAAGAAUGAAACCUCACUGCACAUCGAGUAAUUUGUCAUCAAUGGAACUAAUAUCCAUUGAGUUCAUUUUACCUACAAGCAACAAACAUACUAAAGUACCGGAAAUGAUGUUACUCGAAAUAGCUGGCAACUGUACAGUUGAGCAAAUGAAAGCACAGAUUUGGAUGCGUGCAAUAGAGAUGAGUCAAACCACAGACUUCUACCAUGCCUUUACCCCAGAUCAAUUUAUUCUGCAGUAUCAGAAGAAAGGGCAAUGGUAUGAAAUUUAUGAUAAACAUCAAGUAUUACAGACAUUGGACUGCAUACUGUACUGGAAAGUGUUACAGAAAAAGGUAGGCAAGAUCUAUGUUGUCCAGAAACAAAAACCAUCAGAAGAAGUUCAGGAAUUUCAGCGGCAGCUUAACGAUUUAAUUGGUUAUGACGUCACUGAUGUAAGCAAUGUACAUGAUGAUGAACUGGAAUUUACCCGUCGCAGAUUAGUCACUCCACGAAUGAUAGAGGUAGCCUGUAGAGAUCCUAAAUUGUAUGCAAUGCACCCAUGGACCACAUCUAAGCCACUCCCAGAAUAUUUAUUUAAAAAGAUCGCUAAUAAUAACAUUUUCAUAAUCAUACAUAGAGGAACAACUAGCCAAAAAAUUAAAGUGUCAAUAGAUGACACUCCAGAUAUGAUUCUCCACAGCUUUUUCACAAAAAUGGCAAAGAAAAAGUCUUUGAUGGACAUUCCUGAAGAUCAUAGUGAACUGGAUUUUGUUCUCAGGAUUUGUGGCAGAGAUGAGUACAUUACUGGAGAGACACCAAUCAAAGAUUUUCACUGGAUAAGACAAUGCCUUAAGAAUGGGGAAGAAAUCCACCUUGUCUUAGACAAUCCCCCUGACCCAAAUGAGGAUGAGGUUCAGAAAGAAGAGUGGCCUUUGGUGGAUGACUGUACGGGAGUUACAGGGUAUCAUGAACAAUUGACAAUAGAUGGAAAAGAUCAUGAGAGAGUUUUCACUAUCUCCUUGUGGGAUUGUAAUAGGAAAUUUAGGGUGAAAAUAAUUGGCAUUGAUAUCCCAAUUUUACCAAGAAAUACCGAUCUUACUGUGUUUGUGGAGGCUAACAUUCAGCACGGGCAACAGCUUCUGUCACAGAGGAGGACUUCAUCAAAGCCUUUUACUGAGGAGGUUCUGUGGAAUAUUUGGUUGGAGUUUGAUAUCAAAAUCAAGGAUUUGCCUAAAGGAGCACUCCUGAAUCUUCAGAUAUACUGUGGCAAAGCACAGGGACUAUCCACAAAGACGAACCUUCAGUCACAUGAAUCCCCCAACUCUGAUUCAAAAUGCAAAACUCAGCUUCUCUAUUAUGUAAAUCUUUUGUUGAUAGAUCACCGUUUCCUGCUACGAAGUGGGGAGUAUGUGCUCCACAUGUGGAAAAUUCCAGGCAAGGGGGAAGAACAAGGAAGUAUCAAUGCGGACAAACUCACAUCAGCAACUAACCCGGAUAAGGAAAACUCAAUGGCUAUUUCUAUCGUGCUGGACAAAUACUGUCACCCAAUUGCCUUGCCCAAGCACAGGAUAACACCAGACCCCCAAGGGGAUAGGACACGAGCUGAAAUGCCUAACCAGCUUCGCAAGCAACUUGAAGAGAUCAUCGCAACUGACCCACUUAAUCCACUUUCUCCUGAGGACAAAGAACUGUUGUGGCACUUUAGAUAUGAAAGCAUAAAGCACCCCAAGGCGUACCCUAAGCUGCUUAGCUCUGUGAAGUGGGGACAACAAGAAAUAGUGGCCAAAACAUACCAGUUGCUAGCUAAGAAGGAGGUUUGGGAUCAAAGCACUUUAGAUGUUGGACUCACAAUGCAGCUUCUGGACUGUAACUUUUCAGAUGAAAAUGUCCGAGCAAUGGCAGUUCAAAAACUGGAAAGUUUAGAAGAUGAUGAUGUUCUUCAUUAUCUUUUACAGCUUGUGCAGGCUGUGAAAUUUGAGCCAUACCAUGACAGCGCAUUAGCCAGAUUUCUGCUAAAACGGGGUUUGAGAAACAAAAGAAUUGGUCACUUCUUGUUUUGGUUCUUAAGAAGCGAGAUUGCCCAGUCCAUGCAUUAUCAACAGAGGUUUGCAGUCAUCCUAGAAGCCUAUCUUAGGGGCUGUGGAAAAGCAAUGCUACACGAUUUCAUGAAGCAGGUUCAAGUAAUUGAAUUACUACAUAAAGUCACAAUGGAGAUAAAAUCAGUUUCUGCAGAAAAGUAUGAUGUCACUUCUCAAGUUAUUGCACAGCUGAGACAAAAGCUUGAAAAACUACAGAGCAGCAAACUUCCAGAAAGUUUUAGAGUUCCAUAUGAUCCUGGGCUACGAGCAGGAGCCCUAGUGAUAGAAAAAUGUAAAGUAAUGGCAUCUAAGAAAAAGCCCCUCUGGCUUGAGUUUAAAUGUGCAGAUCCAACAACUCUAUCAAAUGAAACCAUAGGCAUAAUCUUCAAACAUGGAGAUGACCUCCGUCAGGACAUGCUUAUAUUACAGAUUCUUCGAAUUAUGGAAUCCAUUUGGGAAGCAGAAUCCUUGGACCUCUGUUUGUUACCGUACGGUUGUAUUUCUACAGGGAACAAAAUAGGUAUGUGA
Phaethon lepturus (White-tailed tropicbird) is the source of this 2646-nucleotide messenger RNA. It is a transcript of the gene PIK3CG, whose product is annotated as phosphatidylinositol-4,5-bisphosphate 3-kinase, catalytic subunit gamma. Gene Ontology annotation, biological process: phosphatidylinositol-mediated signaling; phosphatidylinositol 3-kinase/protein kinase B signal transduction; phosphatidylinositol-3-phosphate biosynthetic process. The transcript is spliced from 6 exons. The coding region runs from base 1 to 2646 and encodes 881 amino acids. Gene Ontology annotation, molecular function: 1-phosphatidylinositol-4-phosphate 3-kinase activity; 1-phosphatidylinositol-3-kinase activity. Gene Ontology annotation, cellular component: cytoplasm; phosphatidylinositol 3-kinase complex, class IB; plasma membrane. NCBI's taxonomy places the organism in Eukaryota, Metazoa, Chordata, Aves, Phaethontiformes, Phaethontidae. The record is from RefSeq and is a predicted model, not a curated record.